AUCGCCGACGCUUCAAACUCGGUGACGUAUGUUCAGGUCAGUUGUUGAAUCUCUUUCUCUCGCAUCGUUUCAUCUUCGGUGAUCGACUACAAUUUUCACACGCAUAAUCGCUUCCGUAGUUCUAUCAACUCUCAUGACGGCCGGGUUUGCGAGUGCCGUGUGAUGAUCGAUUAGGUGUUUUUGUUCGCCAAAAAGAUUUGUUUUCUUGACCUGGUUAUUGCGAAAUUAGGGUUCGUUGGUUCUAAAACGUGUUUGUCAAGUAGUCUGAGCCUAGGGUUUAUUGGUUCGGUAGAUCCACACGGAAAUGUGUAUCCUUUUAUUUAUUUACGUACGGUCAUGUGGAUUUUCUUGAAAUAUGUUAUUAAAUUCUGAUUUUGGACACAGUUUACAAUUGAAUUCUGAGUAAAUACAGAGUCAUAUGCGAGCCAUAGAAUGGAGGGAGAGGCAGUUGAAUCUAGGAGUAGUAGGAAGGAGCAGGAAAGGGAAAGAAGGCGUCUACGAGACAGAGAAAGAAGACAAUCAAUGAGCCAGGAUGAGAGGGAAAGGCAUUUGGCUCGGCGCCGCAAGAACUACCAGCUGAGAAGGCAGAGAGCUGAGGUAAACCGCCUUGACUCUCCGAUCCAAGCAAUCACUGGAGGCAACCAAGCAGCACUGAAUUCACCGCCUGAUUCUGGAGCCAGCUUUGUUGAGUCUGAUCAGAGUGUGGUAAUACCAGUGGAAGAGCUGGCUAAGAUGAUGGGGACUAUACGGCUGACACGUCUGAAACAUCUGGCGAGGACACUGAACAAGUCCAGCACUAGUACUGGUGCAGAGUCAAGCAACACAGGAGCAACAGACGCAAAGACAAGAUGUGCAAUGUCAAAUGGGCUACGUCUGAGUCGGAUAAAACGACUGGUGAGAUUUAAGGGCCAGCAACUGAGGAUCUUGUCACAUUCCCAAACACCAGAACCUCAGCUUCACUAGAGUUGACAACUUGAACGAGAACCUCAUCAAUAUUAUUGUUUGUAAAAGUGAAAGUAUUAUUCUUUUGGAGAUCCACAGCUAGGAAAACUGACCAUAUUUGUUUUGAAAUACAAGUGGGAUUACAUUACAUUCUUCAUUUUUUUUUUGUCACAGCCAUCUCCUAUACGGCUUUUAUCAUUUGUAGUUCGGAAGAAGAAACGAGAAUGAGAUAUCAUAGUUGAGUAAUCUGUUUUGCUGAACAAGAUAAUAAGUUUGACAAUGUGACAAUUCUUUUGUUAU
This is a messenger RNA of Arabidopsis thaliana (thale cress), 1242 nucleotides long. Its product is annotated as zinc finger CCCH domain protein. Bases 433 to 963 code for a protein of 176 amino acids. NCBI's taxonomy places the organism in Eukaryota, Viridiplantae, Streptophyta, Magnoliopsida, Brassicales, Brassicaceae. The transcript is spliced from 4 exons. The record is from RefSeq and is marked reviewed.